AUGAUCUAUUCUCAAAAUCGAUAUGAAUAACCCCUAAAGUAAUCUUUAUCAAUUAUAAUUCAGUUAUCUUCCAUAAGGAUAUCCCAUGUAUUAUGAACAAUAUCAACCAUACCAAACACCAUUUGAACCCUAUUAAGUUUUAUCAAAUGUAAUUCCAAUCAAUGAGCCUCUACCAUCUACAAUUAUAUAUCCCAAAGAAACAAUUAUUGAAAGAUACCCUCCUUUAUAAAUGCCAAAGACUGUUUAAAUUGAAAACCCUCAAAAAUAAAAAAAAAAGAAUUUUUUCAAUUUAGAUAACAACCCCUAUUUGUUUUCAUCUGCAAGAGUUAGAAAUUAUUCUUAAUAAUUACCACCUUAAACAUAUGGAUAAUAAACUAAUGAGGCUCAUUAAGUCUAAUUUUAAAUAAAUCGAUUAGAAAAUACUUAACGAUUUUAAGAACCUUAAAUUUAAUCUGUUUAACAGAAAAAUCUAAGAGAAUCAGAAUCAGCAAGAAUAUUUUAUCCACCUUAAACCAUUUAAUAAUAAUCUAUUAGUGAUUAAAUUGAUUAAAGACUAUAAACUACCCAAUAAUAUCCUAUAACAAAUGUUUAAUAGUCAAAAAUACUAGAAUAAAAAGAUUAUUAUAUUUAAUAAUAGAUUCUUCCUGCCAAUUAACCUAUUCCUCCAAUUUAAACUUAGAGUUUGCAUCCUUAAUAUUAAACUACAGCAUAAUUUUAACCAUUAUUAUCCAAAAGCUUAAAUGAUUAAACUGGAAGAUAAAUGAAUGAUUCAAAACCACCUAUUAUUCAAUCAACUAUUGUAAUUCAUACUAUUCAUUUUUAGCAUUACAAUGCACCAAAAUAAAGACCAGGCCUUAAUUUAGACUUAAAUUAGUAUAAAUCAUCCAGUUAAAGCCUUUCAUAAUCAAAAUUAAGAAGAUCAAAAAUUUUCGAUUGA
Molecule: messenger RNA, 937 nt
Organism: Paramecium sonneborni
Lineage: Eukaryota; Ciliophora; Oligohymenophorea; Peniculida; Parameciidae
Source: the annotation of a GenBank genome assembly